Ochotona curzoniae (black-lipped pika) is the source of this 2291-nucleotide messenger RNA. Its product is annotated as transmembrane protein 198-like. The transcript is spliced from 5 exons. Lineage: Eukaryota; Metazoa; Chordata; Mammalia; Lagomorpha; Ochotonidae. Gene Ontology annotation, cellular component: vesicle membrane; plasma membrane. The record is from RefSeq and is a predicted model, not a curated record. The coding region runs from base 248 to 1339 and encodes 363 amino acids.
CAUGCACACCCCCCUCUCCUUCCUCCACCUCCUAAUCUAGUUGGAUUUAGCUCACUGGGCUUGGGCUACGACUUGCGAGAGUUUAGAGGCCACUCACAGAGUGGCCCUGGGGAUAUCCACAUCCAACAGCCGUUCCAGUGCGUGGGACUUCAGGGCAGGCAUGCAGCUGGGAGCCUAGGAAAGCACUUCCACCCCACUCCUCAGCCCGUGGCAGGGUGGUUUCCCAGCACCCUCAAGACAUUCAUGGAUGGAUAAGAGGAGCCACCCUGGACCUCCUACUCUGGCCAUGGAGGAAGUCUCGUUGCCCCUGGCUCUGACCUCUGACUCCAGGGCCUUCAAUCAACAACUCCCAGAGCCUCCGGAUCCCAGAUGUGUUCUGGAGCCCUACAACAAUCCUGAACUGGCACCUGCACUCAUGUGUGCCCUUUGCUGCUGUUUUGGAAUCAUCUACUGCUGCUUUGGCUACCGCUGCUUCAAGGCAGUAAUGUUUCUCUCGGGCCUGCUAUCGGGAUCUCUGGUAAUCUUCCUGCUGUGCCACAAGGAGCAGGUGCUGCAGACACAAUUGAGCCUGGAGGUGAGCGCGGGCAUCGCACUAGGCAUCGGACUCCUCUGUGGCCUGGUCACCAUGCUGGUUCGCAGCGUCGGGCUCUUCCUGACUGGUAUCCUGCUGGGUGUGACCUUGGGUGCGGGGACUGUACUGGGCACUGAACCCAUCUACCAGCCACCUUCAGCCUGGGUGCCAGCCGGGGGGCUGAUAGGGCUGGCACUCCUGGGAGCCCUGCUCACGCUUCAGUGGCCGCGUCCAUUCACAGUUCUGGGCACAGCCCUGCUGGGUGCUGCGUUGCUGGUAGCCUGUGCUGACUAUCUACUGGAAGGAUUAGCACUGGGCACUCGGCUGGGCCAACGCCUGCAGGCACUUCCGUCCUUGCCUCCUCUCUGCUGGUAUAGCUGGGUCUUACUGGGGACCUGGCCAGCCUUGGGGACCCUUGGGGCCCUGGCCCAGUGGAAGCUCAUGGCCAAAGAACAUGGAGGCCACGCCAACGUGGUGGGGAGCCACCAGCAAAGGCGGCUCCAGCUCCUUCGGAUCCACCAGCAAGAGGCCAAGUGGCAUCGCACCCCCUCUGUUGUGGGGCCCUGUGAGGGCAGCUGUCGGCGCCAACUCUCCCCUAAUGCCCGGAGCCCUGCGGACAGUCUGGCUCCGAGUUAUCUGCAGAGUCUUCGAGACCGCCAGGUGGGACCAGGCACCCAGGCCACGGCCCCUCACCCCACCCUGGACCUGGAUUCUGACUGUGGAUCCACUGUGCCUCUCACAACACCCUGUGACUCCACCCAGCCCUGACCUUCAGCCUCUACUCCUGUCCCUACCCCUAGAAAGGGCCCGGGAACCCUAGGUGGGCAGCACCUGAGCACACAGAUCCCACACACAAACUUCCCCAGCUCUUGGAAGAGGGACUGGCAUCGAUGCUCUAACCCACCAGCUCUGAAAGGAUAUAUUUCUGGGAUGCGUAGGAAUAUUGCAAGGAGGAAAGGAAUGCUAAGCAAUGGAAAUAUGACCAGUAACAGAGAGGCCCUCGUGCCCCUAAAUUCUCUCCAAACCAAGGAGGACCUUUGCCUCUUUAAAUACCUAUUUCACCGUGCCUUGCAGUGGUAAAACAAGAGGUUUGGUUUCGUAUAGGAAUUACAGAAAAUCUGGGGACUUCCUCAGCCAUUUGAAAGCUUUUUGGUGGGAAGAAGGACACAGUGGAGUUCCAGGACCCCCUAACCUCUAGGCCUCCCAUGAGGAGGCUGUUGGCUUUCUUGUUAGCCUUUCACCCUGCACCCCCAUAGGUUUGAGCCCCUCCUCCUACCUCAGUUGGGAGCACUACCCUCUGUGGUGCCUCCCUUUCUCUCCUUCCCAACUAGGGAAGAGCACAGAGCCAGGCCUGCCUCAGCAUCCACCUGCUCCUUCCUGUCCCAAGGAGAGAACAUGAGCUCACAUGCCAGACUGGCCCUUGUUCCCCAGGGAAACCUGGUCUUCAGGGUCUGCAUGGCAGACAAGUGCCUUCUCCACCUCACAGUGGAUGAUACUAAUACUUAACCAGAACUUGGUUACAGUCACUGGCCCAUCCUAACUGCCUCUCUCGCCUAAGGUCCAUUUCCCAAAUCCCUAGACAGCAUGAAGGAAGACUAUAAGGGCAGCAAGGCUGUAAGGGGAGGGAGGAAGACCUUGAGAGCAUUGAAUAAAAUGGCAUUAAAUACUGAACUGGGGAGUCUGGCCCCUGCUGUCACUGCUCUCUUCUCUCUGUGUACCC